AUGGGUCAACAGGCCGAAAGAGCCAAUGCGGCUUCAAAAUGGCCGAAGAUAGUGGGUAUUCCUAUAGCUGCUAUGGUUCUGUUAAUACUAUUCCCUGUUCUUAUUCCUGCUGUACUUGUUUGUGGAGUUGUGGCUGCUCUUCUCUACAAAAACAAACCAUGUAACCCUGAAGAUGUGCGAAGAUUUUUUGAUGGUUUCCGCAUUGGAGGACAUCGUGGUGCACCUAAAUCAUUUCCCGAGAAUGGAAUGGCAGGUUUCUAUCAGGCUAAAGCUGACGGUGCUGAUCUCAUCGAAUUUGACGUGGCACUGACGAAAGACGGUGAAGCCGUGCUUUUACAUGACGAUGACCUCGAUCGAACCACAAACCUUACCGGUCCGAUACGUGAUAAAACUCUGGCUCAGCUUGCUCAAGCUAAUAUUAGUGCCCACUUCACCAGAUCAACGUACAAUCGCUUCUUGGCUUGCUUUCCAUUCUUUAAAUGUCGCGGUUUCAGUAUUUCUUGUAAAUUUUGCAGGAAAGGCAACCUACCGCCGGUAAAGGACGAAGGAAUUCCAAAAUUGGAGACGGUCGUAAAGUGGGCAGUGGAGAACAAAAUGAAGAUGCUUUUCGACGUGAAAGAUUCGGAUCGAGAGCUCGUAAAAAUCAUCGGCGACCUGUUCGAGAAGUAUCAGCUCUACGACAAAGCCAUUGUAUGCAGCUUCUUUCCCUGGGUCGUCUAUUUUGUAAAACAAGGAAAUCAAAAAAUUCUUAGUGGCCUCACUUGGCGUCGAAGAUUCUUUUCAUACAAAGACCUCGAGAAUACGGUACCUCGCUAUAGUGGACCCAAACACUAUCUUUUUGUUCUGCUUGAUAUGAUCCAUGUGCAA
Messenger RNA from Strongylus vulgaris, 867 nucleotides. NCBI's taxonomy places the organism in Eukaryota, Metazoa, Nematoda, Chromadorea, Rhabditida, Strongylidae. The record is from the annotation of a GenBank genome assembly.